Lactuca sativa (garden lettuce) is the source of this 1269-nucleotide messenger RNA. It is a transcript of the gene LAP3, whose product is annotated as Calcium-dependent phosphotriesterase superfamily protein. Lineage: Eukaryota; Viridiplantae; Streptophyta; Magnoliopsida; Asterales; Asteraceae. Gene Ontology annotation, molecular function: hydrolase activity. The record is from RefSeq and is a predicted model, not a curated record. Gene Ontology annotation, cellular component: endomembrane system.
ACUUUCAUUCCGACCGUUUCCAUUCGGUCGGGCUUUUCUUUACUUAUGGAGAAGAAAAAGAGUUUGGAAGAGGUAGAUGGCCGGUUGCAACAACAUUUGGUUCUUCUUCUUGCUAUUGUUUUAGGGUUUCUGAUAAUGGAUCCUUUUGACAUGAGUCCAGUUGGUGGACAUGAUUUCCGACCUGUGAAAAACGAUAUUGCACCAUAUGACCAAGUGAUGGAGAGUUGGCCAGCAGACAAUCUUAGCCGGCUAGGGCUUGGGAACUUGGAACAUGUGGAUAAAGUGUUUGGACCCGAGUCCUUGGAAUUUGAUCCAUUGGGAAAUGGGCCCUAUACUGGUAUGGCUGAUGGUCGGAUUGUGAAGUGGGCAGGCGAAGAUCGAGGAUGGGUAACAUUCGCUCUUGUUUCGCGAGAUUGGUCAGAAAAGUUAUGCAUGACCGGAAAAGACUCAACGACAUACAAGCAAUGGAAAAUGGAAGCAUUAUGUGGACGACCACUAGGAUUGAGGUUUGAUAAAAGUAGCGGAAAUUUAUACAUUGCUGAUGCGUACUAUGGGCUUAUGGUGGUUGGUCCUGACGGUGGCUUAGCAACACCAUUGUCCACCCAUAUGGGUGGAGAGCCGAUACUCUUUGCAAAUGACCUUGAUAUACAUAGUAAUGGAUCUAUCUUCUUCACAGACACCAGCCAGAAGUACAAUAGAGUGAACCAUUUCUUUAUAAUGUUGGAAGGGGAGGCAAGUGGAAGACUACUUAGAUAUGACCCUCCAACAAAGUCAACUCAUGUUGUAUUAGAUGGCUUGGCUUUCCCGAAUGGGGUUCAAUUGUCGAAGGACGAAUCUUUUCUUUUGUUCACCGAGACUACAAACUGUCGGCUUAUGAAACUAUGGUUAAAGGGUGAAAAGAAAGGCAAAGUCGAACUUGUGGCAAACUUACCUGGUUUCCCCGACAAUAUAAGAAUAAACGAUCAAGGCCAGUUUUGGGUAGCUAUUGAUUGUUGCAGGACAAAAGCUCAAGAAAUCUUGACAAAUAACCCUUGGAUGAGGAGUGUGUACUUUCGUUUGCCAUUUCAAAUGCGUUAUUUGGCUCGAAUAAUGGGAAUGAAAAUGUACUCAGUGAUAUCUCUUUUUGAUGAACAUGGGAAGAUCUUGGAUGUUCUUGAAGACAAGGAGGGUGUAGUGAUGAAACUGGUUAGUGAAGUUAGGGAAGCUAAUGGGAUGUUGUGGAUUGGCACGGUUGCUCAUAAUCAUAUCGCAACUCUACCUUACCCUUGA